GUCACCCGUUUCACGAACCGUCCUCUCUGGCCAAAUUCGGCAUUUUUUUCAAUUUUUAUUUUUUUGCAUUUUUUUCAUGUACUAAUAAAUACCUACAUUUUGUGAAAAUUUCAGAGUCUAACAUUGCGCGGUUACGUAAUAACGACGUCAUCGUAAAGCGUCCUCUUGCAAUAAAUUGGAUAUUUCUGUACCACGAACCGUCCUCUCUCGCGCUCGCGCGCUCAGGACACUUCGUGGUGAAGAAUUUGACGUAAAUUGAUCCGUCUGCUGCACCACGAAGCGGCCGCUUCCCUGGAAAGUUUGCCCGGAUCCAAUUAUUUCAUGUGGCUGUGCAACUUAGAGAAGGAGAUAUCUAAAACAAAGCAGGUAUGCCAAGACCAAAGAAGAGCAAAGGGAAAAGUGGAUCAAGACCGGAUAAAGGCUAUGAUGUUUUGGUGCAAUGGCAUUUGAAUGGUGCAAACAACAUUGUUCAUUCACCACUCCUUCAGUGGACAGGGAAGAUGACAAAAGGGAAAGAGGUGAUCAUGGACUAUGAAGGGACUCUGUGGCAAGGAAUCGUUCUCGAUUCAGAAUAUCUUGAAGAUUCAGAAUCGUCUGAUGAGGAAUUUGACAUCCCCCUGGCACGACUUUCUGACAAAUAUGCAGAAGCAAAACUUGGUCCUCUACCCGUAUCAUCGCCAUCACUUCCUGAAGAUUCAACAGGAUGUGGAUCUGGAUUGCCUGAACCAAUAUCCAUCGCAAGUGACCAGAUAACACAGUCUGAUGAGGAAUUUGACAUCCCCCUGGCACGAAUUUCUGACAAAUAUAAGCAAAACUUGGUCCUCUACCCGUAUCAUCGCCAUCACUUCCUGAAGAUUCAACAGGAUGUGGAUCUGGAUUGCCUGAACCAAUAUCCAUCGCAAGUGACCAGAUAA
This is a messenger RNA of Strongylocentrotus purpuratus (purple sea urchin), 914 nucleotides long. RefSeq lists its product as uncharacterized. The record is from RefSeq and is a predicted model, not a curated record. Bases 369 to 914 code for a protein of 181 amino acids. Lineage: Eukaryota; Metazoa; Echinodermata; Echinoidea; Camarodonta; Strongylocentrotidae. The transcript has 5 exons.